Messenger RNA from Synchiropus splendidus (mandarinfish), 8276 nucleotides. Its product is annotated as plexin-B1-like. Gene Ontology annotation, molecular function: semaphorin receptor activity; protein binding. Gene Ontology annotation, cellular component: semaphorin receptor complex. NCBI's taxonomy places the organism in Eukaryota, Metazoa, Chordata, Actinopteri, Syngnathiformes, Callionymidae. Bases 401 to 6997 code for a protein of 2198 amino acids. The transcript has 39 exons. The record is from RefSeq and is a predicted model, not a curated record. Gene Ontology annotation, biological process: semaphorin-plexin signaling pathway involved in axon guidance; regulation of cell shape; positive regulation of axonogenesis.
ACAACGGGGACGCUACACUCGGCUGCGCCGGCUUCACUCGCCUGCCCAAACACACACGCACACGCUCUCUCGGUCCUCGAGUUUUUCUUGCUUGUUUUAAACCCCGUGGACUUUGGGUGAAGUUACCGCCGGUGUUUGGUGCCCGCUCCCUCUCUCAACAUCACCGACGGCGGAGUCUUCCACGAACCACCAACAGGGUGCACAGUUUGACCCCAGUUGCCCUUGACACAAGCAUUUCUGGAGCUGCAGCCAAUCAAUAGAGACUCCUGUGGGCCAAGUGUCAGAUGUUGCUCCCACUAAUUGAAAGCAACAACAACCCAUGAGGCAGAGGAAAGCAACGGGAUAUGAUUCCAGGCGAUAGGCAGGAGGAAGUCUUCGUCUUAACAAAGAUCACAGAUGAAUGUUUGCCAUGCCACAUGGGAAGACUCUGAGCACCUCUCUACUCGUGCUCUUCAUCUCCGUCGUGUCCGCCUCCACACAGAGACAUUCUUAUCCACGAUUCACUCGGAAUGACACACAUUUCCAGCACCUGGUGCUCCACCCGGACCCCCGUGUGGGGACGGUGUACGUAGGCGCCAGGGACCACCUCUUCCAGCUGGAUGGACUGGAUGCACUUCGACUGGAGCAGGAGGAGACGACGGGACCCUUGAGGGACAGCAAGGACUGCCUCCCUCCUGUCACCGAGUCCAACUGUCCUCAUGCUAGGAAAACCAGCAAUCACAAUAAGUUACUUCUCGUGGAUCCAAAAGCUUUGGAGCUGAUCACCUGUGGAAGUGUCCACCAGGGCACCUGCCAGAAACGGAGCCUGGCGUCCAUCAAGAAGGUGCUCUUUUCCAAAGAGAGGCCGGUGGACACGCAGCAUGUUGCAGCCAACGACCCAGCUGUGUCCACGGUGGGGUUGGUGGUGGCCCCCCAUGGAGGUGAAAGGACGGUGAUGUAUGUCGGAAGAGGCUACACGUCCAGCCAUCCACCCAUAUCCACUCGCCAUUUGUCAUCGGAACCCAUGUUUUCCUACGACGAGACCGCCAAGUUGGCAGUCGCCGGGCGCCUGGCUGAGUACAACCACCAUUUUGUAAUGGCAUUCAAACGGCGCUCGUACGUCUACUUUCUUUUCUAUCGUCGGGACAUCAAGUCGAUAUCGAGGGAGUACCGUACAUAUGUGGCCCGGGUAUGUCUUGAUGACCAGUCCUACUAUUCUUACGUGGAGGUUCCUCUGGUCUGCCACUCCGACUUCAAUCCUUCUACCAACUACAACCUUCUUCAGGCCGCUCAGGUGGGGCGAGGAGGUGAGCUGGAGGGCGAGGAUCUGCUGGGAGUCUUCUCCACACGCAGCAGCUCCACCAACAACAACUUGGAUGGCUCGGCUCUCUGCGCAUUCCCAUUGGACAACAUAGACAAACACAUGGACUCCACCCGCGACCUUUGCUACACCAAAGACGGCCUCAUGGAGGGAAGAGAGGUGGCUUACAUUGAGUAUGAGGUCAAGUCCAGCUGCGCCACCCUGCCCCCGAACACCCUGAAGGCGUAUCCCUGUGGCUCGGACCACACCCCGAGUCCAAUGGCCAGCAAGAUUCCGGUGGUAGCCAAAGCUGUGUGGCAAACCACUACAACGCACCUGACUGCUGUGGCUGUCAGCGUCAGAGACGGGCACAGCAUCAUUUUCCUGGGAGACUCCAGAGGGACUCUUCACAAGGUGUAUCUGGGCAAAGAUGGCCGCAUGGAGGUCUACGCUAAUGUUAGCAUCGAGGCCAACUCGCCCAUCAACAGUGACCUUCUACUGGACCAGACUGGAACUCACAUUUACAUCAUGACCAAAAAUGCCGUGGAGAAGCGUCCGGUGGCAGAAUGUGGAGACCACAUGGACUGUCAGACCUGUCUGCUUGCCAAAGACCCCUACUGCGGUUGGUGUGUGCUGGAGGGGCGGUGUGGUCAGCGCUGGGAGUGCCAGCGCGGCGCUCUGCGCGGACAGUGGUUGUGGAGCUUCAACCAGACGCAGCAGUGUCUCAGCAUCCAGCAGCUCAGCCUUUAUAACAUCAGCCGCGGGGAGAAAGCUGAUAUCACCGUGUCAGUGGAGGGUCUUCCGUCCAUAGCGGAAGGAGAAGCGUACUCCUGCUUCUUCCAGGACACAGAAACACCAGCCGUGCUCACUGACAGUGGAGUCAAGUGUUCCACUCCUGAUGCCGGCAGUCUGCCCCCCAUAAGCCUCGGAGAUGAGUUUGUUGCCGUCAUUCUCUCGCUGCGAUUCUUGAACGUGACUGUGGCAGAGACGGAGUUUACGUUCUACAACUGCAGCUUGGUUCAACAGCUGUCUGGACGCAGACCGUGCCAAGGUUGCACCAGCAGUCGCUGGGGUUGUAACUGGUGCAUUCACCAACAUGUCUGCACACAUGAACACAGAUGCUCUCGUGGAGUCACCGUCUACAACCGAAACUAUCAACCGCCAGCACCCACCACCAUCCCACCUCCUACCACAACCCAGACUCCUUUACCUCCCACUGUUCCGAUUGAUACAACUACAGCAACAACCCCGCCACCACCCACAGAGACGCCCGCUCCCACCUCGGCAGCUGUCGCCCCAUCCAACACCACCCUAGUGACACCAUCCAACACCCCUGAAGCUCAGUCCCCCACACUUUUGGCCACCACCUCCCUCUUUAUCAGCUCCACCCAGGCUACCACAACGCUCACAGAUGCCAGCUCCUCCGGGGAGGCCAUCUUUGAUAUACAGGGCACAACAGAGGGGAACCUUGGCACCACACUUGCAGAAGAUGUUGGAGGCAUGAUAAUGGAAACUGUGGAUGUAGCUGAUGAAAUCAUUGACACAACAGUGGCCAGCAGUACCACUCGCAUCAUGUGGGAUGCCGAUGAUGAGGGUCUUUCAGGACCAUCUGGUGAUGUAGCUGGCUCUUCUCCAGAGAGUCCCACUGUCCCUAGCGAGGUUUUCAAUGUGUUUUCAACCAUGGAGAGUCGAGAGGAAGUUCCGCUGGUGACAGACAGUGACUCAGAUCUUUUGGUGAAGGAUUGGGAGAAGCCAGAGGGCGAGGCAGACACAAACAUCGAGCCAGUCUCUGCCACAGGCUUGUCUGCUGCAGACACUACCAUGCAGUCUGUGGUCUAUAUUCAGACACCUGAAGCAGCUGCUGAUGCCGACUAUGACUCUGCCAACUUCCAAGCUCAUUCUCCUGAAAUGGAUUACCUGCGUGAGUGCCCGUGUGUGGAGAAGGUGCAGGACACCUCUCUGCUUCCUGUCAAUGUUGAGCGGAAGAUCACCCUGGUUGGACAGCACCUCGACCUGUUUCAGGAUGAGAUAUUCAACUACGAGUGUGUGUUGGAUAUCGAGGGCCGGUCAGUAGUGGUGGAAGCGACUGUGGAGGCAGAUCUGACAGAACCAUCAGUCUUCUUUAUUACCUGCCAACCACACCAGUUUGCCUACACAACUGCCAUGGAGGAAUACGCAGCCAUGAUCAACGUGCGGAGAAGAGACAACUUCCUCAUCGACAGUGCAGAUGAUCUCUUCGUGACACUGUUCAACUGCUCCGUGGGGCGGUCCGACUGCAGCCGCUGCAGAACCGCUGACCCGAAGUACGGCUGUGUCUGGUGCGGGGGCUCAACAAGCUCCAGCUGUGUGUACAAGGACUCCUGCAGCGAUCAAGUCAAACACACUUGUCCUGCGCCGGUCAUUCACUUUCUGGAUCCGACGUCCGGCCCCAUAGAAGGCGGCACCGUCGUGACCAUUUCCGGAUCCAACCUGGGCCAGAGAGCGGAGGACAUCCAGAACUCUGUGACGGUGGCCGGCGUUCCGUGCAGCGUCAUCCACAGCCGAUAUGAAGUUUCGUCAAGGAUCGUCUGCGAGACCACCGGCAGUGGAGGGGAGAGGAGCGGUCAGGCCUCGGUCAAAGUGAGAGGAGGAGGACUGGGCCUGUCGGCUCAGACCUUCCGCUUUCAGGAUCCUGUUCUGAGCGGCAUUUUCCCGACCCACGGCCCCAAAGCUGGAGGAACCUCUCUGACAGUCAGAGGUCGGCGACUGCGAACCGGGCACCCGGGCGAUAUCAGCGUCCUGAUCGGCGGCGUGCCGUGUCUCGUACUCAACAUCCACGACGACCUCAUCAACUGCCAGACCAAAGGCAGCAACAGAACUGGAGACCACGGGAUCAUGGUGCGGUUUGGUGGGGCGGAGCGCCCUCUGGAGGGUGUCAUGUAUCGUUACACCCACAACCCCAACAUCACAUCGGCUGCUCCAUCCAAGAGCUUCGUCAGCGGUGGCCGCAUCAUCCGAGUCACCGGCAAGAACCUAGAUGUGGUGCAGGAGCCCAAAAUGCGCGUCACUCUCAGUCCUCCUGACACUCUGCCGCCCAGGAAGAAGAGAAACGUCCGGCGGAGGAGCAAAGGCCGAAUGAAAAGAAGAGACAGUCAGCCUCCAGUGAAGCGAUGGAGGAGGAUCGUUCCAGACUCUGACUGCCCUGAAGGCUCCUUGUGUCAAGUCAAGCAGGUGUGUGAUGCAUUUAAAAACAUGUUCAUUUUUCAUCUGAAAUGUGCUUUCUCUUCUCACCUUCAGUAUGAGACUCUCUGCACGGUCAACAGCUCCACUCUUAUUUUGUGUCCAACACCUGCGGUGGCUUCAGAAGCCAAGAGAGCCCGGGUGAAAGUCCACUUCCUGCUGGACAGUCUGCAUUUCGAUUUCCAUACCGUAGCGAACGAGGCCUUCAGCUACGAACCCAACCCAAAACUCUUCUCUCUGAACCGCAACGACCCCAGCAAACCAUACCACCACAAGCCAGGAAGCAUCAUCUCAGUGGAGGGGGAGAACUUGGACCUGGCCAUUCUGAAACAUGAAGUGGAAGCCCGGAUAGGAGAAGGACAGUGCUCCGUGAAGACCCUGACUCACAACCACUUGUACUGUGAGCCUCCUGCUCAACAGCCAUCAGUGUCGUCCAACAAGAAGCAGGACAUCAUGGAGCUCCCGGAGUUCACAGUUAAAAUGGGAAACUUGAAUUUCUCCCUGGGUCGAGUUCAGUAUGACACCCAGGCCCAGUCCACCUUCCCCAAAGAGGCCCAAGUGGGUGUCGGGGUCGGAGCCUCCAUCGUGGCUCUCAUUGUGCUCAUCAUUGUCCUUAUAUACAGGCGGAAAAGCAAACAGGCGAUGAGGGACUAUAAGAAGGUGCAGAUCCAGCUCGAGAAUCUGGAGACGAGCGUGAGGGACCGCUGCAAGAAGGAAUUCACAGACCUGAUGACCGAGAUGAUGGAUAUGUCCAGUGACUUGGUGGGAUCGGGGAUUCCCUUCCUGGAAUACAGAGCCUACGCAGAGCGCAUUUUCUUCCCUGGCCACCAGGAGUCACCACUGAGGCGAGAUUUGGAUGUCCCAGAGAGUCGACGGCAGACUGUGGAGCAGGGCCUGGUCCAGUUGUCCAACCUGCUCAACAGCAAACUGUUUCUGACAAAGUUUAUUCACACUCUGGAGGUCCAAAGGACAUUCUCCCCACGGGACCGGGCGUAUGUGGCCUCGCUGCUGACGGUGGCGCUGCAUGGAAAGCUGGAGUACUUCACCGACAUCCUCAAGACUCUGCUGAACGACCUGGUGGAGCAGUACGUGGCAAAGAAUCCUAAACUGAUGCUGCGAAGAACCGAGUCAGUGGUGGAGAAGCUUCUUACCAACUGGAUGUCCAUUUGUCUCUUCACCUUCCUGCGGGAGUCGGCGGGAGAGUCCUUCUACAUGCUGUUCAGAGCAAUAAAACACCAGGUAGACAAGGGUCCCGUUGACGCCGUGACCGGAAAAGCCAAGUACACUCUGAACGACAACCGGCUUCUCCGAGAAGACGUGGAGUACCGCACCUUGACUCUGAACGUUGUAGUGCCCGGUGUCACCACUGGGGGUGCUGCCACUCAGACGGUGCCUGCGAAGGUGCUGGACUGCGACACCAUCACCCAGGUGAAGGAGAAGCUUCUGGAACAAACCUGGAAAGGAACAUCCUUUUCUCAGAGGCCACACAUUGACUCCUUGCAUCUCGAGUGGCGUGCCGGCAUGGCCGGUCACCUAAUCCUGUCAGAUGAGGACCUGACUUCCGUGGUCCAGGGGUCAUGGAAGCGCCUUAAUACGCUGCAACACUACAAGGUACCCGACGGAGCCACGGUGGCCCUUGUCCCCCGAAACACCAAGCAUCUCCUUCACGACAGCCACGACUACAUGCCGGGAGAGAAGACCCCCAUGCUGGAUGACGGAGACGAAGGAGGAGUGAGACUCUGGCACUUGGUGAAAGCCAGUGAGGAAUCCGAGCUGCCGAAGCACAGAAGAGGGAGCUUCAGGGAGCGAGGAGGGGAGAGAGCCAAGGCCAUCCCGGAGAUCUACCUGACCCGACUGCUCUCCAUGAAGGGCACUCUGCAAAAGUUUGUCGAUGAUUUAUUCACUGCCAUCCUAAGCACCAGCCGUCCCGUUCCUCUGGCAGUCAAGUACUUCUUCGACCUGCUGGAUGAGCAGGCCCUGCAGCACAACAUCACCGACCCGGAGACCAUCCACAUCUGGAAGACCAACAGUUUACCGCUGAGGUUUUGGAUCAACAUCCUGAAGAACCCGCAGUUCAUCUUCGACGUGCAGACCUCCGACCACGUGGAUGCCGUGCUGUCAGUCAUCGCCCAGACCUUUAUGGAUUCCUGCACCAUCGCUGACCACAAACUGGGGCGGGACUCUCCCAUUAACAAGUUGCUGUACGCCAGAGACAUCCCCCGCUACAAGCAGAUGGUGGAGAGGUACUACGCCGACAUCCGACAGACCAUCUCGGCCAGUGACCAGGAGAUGAACUCGGCUCUGGCAGAACUCUCCCGCAAUUAUGCUGCCGAGGUCAACUGCCUGGUGGCCUUACACGAGCUGUACAAGUACAUCAACAAGUACUACGACCAGAUCAUCACGGCUCUGGAGGAGGACGCCACGGCCCAGAAGAUGCAGCUGGGUUACAGGCUCCAGCAGAUCGCCGCCGCUGUGGAAAACAAGGUCACUGACCUAUGACCUCCAGGGGCUCUAUUUCCUUAAGAAAGAAGCGGGCGAAAGUCCCGAGACUCUGAAAGAGAGAGACUUGAACGGAACUCCAGAGGAGAUUUUUGUAACUGCGUUGUCUUCACGAACUCGAUGGAGCGAAGACGGGGUGAAGUCUUACACGAACAUUUUCCCUUCCACCCUUCCUCCAAGUCUUACUCCUCAUCGUCAGCGACGGCCGAACUUUAGAAGAAGAACGCCUUUUCUUUUUUAGCAUCUCAACUCCACAUGACAGCCUUCGUGUUGAUCCACUGCUGUUUUUUUUGUUUCAUUUGCCAAAGUUGAAUCAGUGUUAUGUGCAAUUUGAACUUCAUUCCUGACAGAUUUUAGCGGGUGAGAGUGGCAACAUAUCCGUCCUGUAACUGCAACACAACAAGCCUAUGAGUGUUAGCCCGAAUUAGAAAAGUAAAAAUGAAGAGUGAGUGAAAACGGAUUCGAGCAGUUCAUUGCCAAGUCUACAGGUGAGACCAGCUCUGAGUGGAGUUCUUUGGCCUCUAUGUUCUUGAUUCACUGCCCUUUUCGUGCUCUAGUUUCCUCCCUUUAGGCGCCACUGUGCAGGUGAAAAUGUUAAUGGUUCAGUCUUGUUGUAGGUUUUAUGCAGGUGAUUUAAGUCUGCUGGGAUUUGCACCGGCCACCGCUGUAGAACAGAGACUGAAUUUGUGAAGGAGAUCACAACUCGCUUGACUCAUCUGAAGGUGAAGACCUGACACACCGAACGUGACACUUCAUGAAUCUCGACGCCUUUUGAAAUGCCAUUCACUUUGUGUCAAAUUACAGUUACGGUCGAACACUAUUCAGAUUGGAUGCAUCCGAACUAAGAAUCCAAGUCCACAACCUUUCAGUGCCGCCACAUGAACCCGACUGAUCCCAUCUUAGACCUGUCCACUUUUAAACUGCCAUUGUUUUUAUUUAUUGUUUAUUUAUUUAAAUGCAAAUGUUGGUUUGAAGUUCUGCCAUCAUCUGACUGCAUAUCAGCAUUUUACCUUGGGCCACAUUUCUAACAAGUGUUUUUAAAGGGUUUUACCGGAUUAUUUUUCCCCCCACGCGCAUUACUUUGCUUGUAGCUUUUUUUCUCGUGAGUGCUGAGCCGUGUUUUACCUGUGUAGAAUACCUGCUGUUUUCUGACGGUACUGCCCUUAGAGGACUCCAACUAACUGGUAGAAUGAAGAUAACGUGAAUGUCCUGCAAUAAAGUUGUUCCUGUGCUCAAAAUGGUGCUCCUUAACAUCCUAUGUUCCAUCCUUUAUAUCCCA